UGACAACCGUCCAGUCCAUCGCAACAACAGCUUCCAGUCGCGGAGAGAGAGGAGGAUUUAUCAUCGCAGCAGCAGCAACAGCAGCAGCAGCAGCGGCCGAGGGGAGCGACGUGAACCGGGGGUUAAGGAGAGGCAAGAAUUCACGGACACCGACCGAGCAUGGCGACCCAAACCACAGCAUCCUGCACCGGGUCCACUCUGUUGCAGCCCAUCAGCGAGAUUAUCAACCUCCCACUUGACCAGGUGAACUUCGUGGCAUGUCAGCUGUUCGCCCUGCUGAUGGCGGUCUGGUUCCGGCUCUACCUCCACCCCAGUAAGACCAGUCCUUUCGUCAGACAUGUGGUGGCUACUCUGCUGGGUUUCUACUUGGCGCUCUUCUGUUUUGGCUGGUAUUCUCUCCACUUCCUGGUCCAGAGUGGUUUAUCUUAUGGUGUGAUGAUAUUUGCUGGACUGGAACACAUGCACAAGUACUGCUUCAUCGUGACACUUGGUUAUCUCAUCCUCUGUCAGAUCACACGAGUCUACGUGUUUGACUAUGGCAUGUACUCUGCAGAUUUCACAGGGCCCAUGAUGGUUAUAACACAGAAGAUUACCAGCUUGGCAUUUGAGAUACACGAUGGUUUGACCAAACCGGAAGGGCAACUGAGUCCCGGUCAGAAAUACCUAGCAAUCAGGAGGAUGCCCAGUUUGCUGGAGUACCUGAGCUACAACUGUAACUUCAUGGGCAUUCUGGCUGGGCCGACCUGCUCCUACAACGACUACAUGGCGUUCAUCGAAGGCACGUGCUACCAGCCACGGCACCAGGAAAACGCAAACGGCAAAGAGAACGGGAAGUGCAAGCAGAGUGAACCUUCUCCAAAGGAUGAUGUCAUCUCUAAGCUGUGCACAUGUGCCAUCUCUCUGGCCAUCUAUCUGUCGCUGUGCAAGCUGAUCCCAGUGGAACGCUGCAUAGAUGAAGACUUCAGCUCCUCCACACCGCUCUAUCUGCAGGUCAUCUACCUUUACCUGGCCAUGCUGGCUCUCAGGCCCAAAUACUACUUUGUCUGGACGCUCGCUGAUGCUAUUAACAAUGCUGCAGGAUUUGGCUUCAAUGGAUACAACAAAGAUGGCUCCCCACGGUGGGACCUGAUAUCAAAUCUCAGAAUUCUGGACAUUGAGUUUGCCACCAGUUUCAAGCUGUUCCUAGACAACUGGAAUAUCCAGACAGCGCUUUGGCUCAAAAGGGUGUGCUAUGAGCGAUGUCCCAUCAACCCCACUGCCGCCACCUUCCUGUUGUCGGCCAUGUGGCACGGGGUGUAUCCUGGCUACUACCUGACCUUUGUCACAGGCAUAGGCAUGACAAUGGCUGCACGCGCAGUAAGGCAUAACAUCAGACCAUACUUCCUGGUCUCUGACACAUACAAGUGCAUCUAUGAUGUCAUCACGUGGGCAUCGACUCAGGUUGCCAUUAGUUACACAGUGGUGCCAUUUGUCCUACUCGCGGUGGGACCCUCACUCAAAUUCUACAGCUCCUGGUAUUUCUGCCUACAUCUCCUGUGUCUGGUGGUGGUCCUGGCGCUUCCCGUCAAAUCGAGACGCCGGCAGGCCAAAGAGCAGCAGGACGGCCUCCAGGACGCCCAGACGGACCACAGCAACAGCACAGACAACAACUGCAACCAGAAAGACAAAGCCACAUGAGGCUGGAGCCGGCGACGCAGCAGAAAACACUGAGACGCACUAGGAACCACUGAGAGCUGGAGUGUGGCGAGUCUGUUUACCUGACAAAGAACCAAAUAUCGGACGUACUGAGAAUCCUAACAGACAGAAAACACAUGUCAACGUCCUGUCAAAACUUCCAAGUAGCAAGGAUGACAGCAAUCACACUUUUGGCACGGAUAAGAGGACAGGAUUUAACAACAACGGCCACGGUGUAAACUAAUGAUAGUGGAUACAUUACAUUGCAUUAGUGGAAAAGAAGACAAACUGACUUCCAAGUUGCCUUAAACCCUCUAUGUACUCAGCAGGUGAAAUAACAAUUCGAAUAGCCCUCUGCGACAACCCAGAUUCAGUCACACAGUCGUGUUGUCGGGUUAUAUAAGCAGAAUAGGUGUGCAGUAUGUGGAGGGUUUUUGUCAUUGUCUGGAUAUAAGCCUCUGUUAGGUGGAAUGGGAAAAUGUGUUCAUGUAAAAGAAACAUAACCUUUAUCAUCAGCUGCCAACUUCAAACAGGCCUUAGGAUCCUCAAAACAUUGUUUGAUUUCUAUGUCUUUUUUAAAACUCUUUAUUCAAGAAGAAUUCAUGUUGUACGUGUUUUGUAUUUAGAUGUUUGUGACAACACUAUUUGAAGUCCAUUCUUAAUGUUUUUUGUUUUUUUUUCCUUUCUAUCCUGGAAUGAACUGACAUUGUGAACCAAUAGAGAAGUGGAAUUCAGAUCUCGUCCGUCUCCAGCAGUGGGAAGUCUAAAUAUAAGCACUCAAGAGUUACUAAAUGAAUUUCUGUUUCUUUUUAUAUUUUUCAUAUCUGCUGCUUUUGUUUGUUUCUUUUUUUUUUUUUUGACAAACAUCAGUUAAACGUGUGUUUUAAAGGGAGUUUAUUUACCCUGUUGUGAUUAGAAUACUUUAUUUUAAAGGAUUAUUGACUUAAGAUUCCGGGGUGUGAUGUUCUUUUGAGUCUAUAUAUUAAAAUCCUAAAAAAUAUGAUAUAAUUAGGGAAAAGCAGUGGGUCGUUUACAUCACUAUCACUGUAUUCAGGCUACAAAUGAGCUACGUGUGCAAUUUACAUUUGGCUGUGAGGAAAUUGGAUCAGAGGUAUUUAUAUAUGUGACAUAAUAUUGUACAAAUCCGACGACAUAGACCAGCUGUUGUGGUUAAUGGUCUUAUUUCAUAUUGUGUGUACUUCUGUUAGAAAAAGGGGUGUUUCAGGGUGCAUUUACUGUAUGGUGUAAGAGACACUGGCUCCUAAUGUUUUCGUCCAUCACUCACCUUAAGCCUUUCUAAAAUCAUUCCGUUUACUCCUUACAACUUGCUGAAGGUCACCCCCUGUUUUUCCUCUUACCUUUCCGUAGGUACAGAAAAUAAAACCGACAACGCAGUAUGGUGGAGAAAUCUUGUAAGCCCACAAUAUCUUUGAAGUUGUGUUGUUUUCUAAAAAAAAAAAAAAAUAAUGUGAGUAAUUUGAGUUGGUUUGGUGCAUUUGUGUUAUGUAAUAUAACAAAGCAGCAGAGGUGAGCUUAGAAGUGUGGACCUUUUUUUGUUUUCUUUUUAAAAUGUUCUAACAUUUUUGCAUAUUCCUGCCAUAACUGUGUGUGUACCAGUAUUCAUGUGAUUGUCUGUGUGGUCUCAUGUAAACUAUAUUUGUAGCCUGGGCCAUGUGUAGACUACCGCGGCCCACUUAAGGGAAAGGGAUGUCAUUCUACAAACAUAGCGAUUAUUGCACUGCAUGGCCACCCAAACCAGCAGAUCAAUGCAAACUGCUCCAUAUGUCCAAAGUGCCAAAUCAUGACUGGCGCAUUUUGUUUUGUGUGUAUGUGUGAAUGCUUGCCUAUGUAUGUAUGUAUGUAUGUGUGUGUGUGUGUGUGUGUUUGUGUGUGUGCAUGUGUCCAUGUAGUAUGUGUGUUUAACAUAAUGGUUAUUUUUGUGUCAGAAGGAAAUUUAUUGAAAGAUUUGUAUAACAGUACAUUAAAAUUCUGAUUUAUGUGGCAAAAUAAAGAGAAAUUAUUUUUAAACACUAAA
This is a messenger RNA of Sphaeramia orbicularis (orbiculate cardinalfish), 3709 nucleotides long. It is a transcript of the gene mboat2a, whose product is annotated as membrane bound O-acyltransferase domain containing 2a. Gene Ontology annotation, cellular component: membrane. Bases 160 to 1677 code for a protein of 505 amino acids. The record is from RefSeq and is a predicted model, not a curated record. Lineage: Eukaryota; Metazoa; Chordata; Actinopteri; Kurtiformes; Apogonidae. The transcript has 13 exons. Gene Ontology annotation, molecular function: acyltransferase activity. Gene Ontology annotation, biological process: lipid modification.